UGACGUCACGCGUCCGCCGGAAGUCUCCCGGGGGUGCCGGCUUGGUGCUGGUGCAGUUGGUGGAGCCUGGGGUCGGAUCCGACCUCCUGAAGGAACCAUGUGUCCUGCAGUUUUGAUUGCUGCCUGUUGUACCAGGAGCACACCACUGCCGAAGCGGAUCUGCUAUCUUAAUUAUCUGUGAAUUUUUGGAAAGAGGAAUGCCAGAGCUGCCGACUGAAAGAGCAUAAAAUCAAUAGAAAUAUGUAGGCGGGAGACGUUGAAUUACUUCACGACCCCCAGGAUGGACUUCCUGGUUCUCUUCUUGUUCUACCUGGUGUUCAUGCUGAUUAGUGUUGUUAUGAUCUGCAUCUGCUCCAAAACCCAUCGUUUGAAAGGUCUGGUUCAAGGAGGAGCACAGAUAUGGUCCUGUAUAAUUCCAGAAUGCAUUCAGAGAGCUGUGAGAAAAUUGCUUCAUUACCUCUUCCAUACACGCAACUAUGCCUUCAUUAUCCUGCACCUGGUCUUGCAAGGGACAGUUUAUACUGAGUAUACUUGGGAAAUAUUUGGCUACUGUCAAGAGCUGGAAUUCUCUUUGUAUUACCUUCUUCUGCCUUAUCUGUUGCUGAUUAUAUGCCUGAUUUUCUUCACCCUAACUUGUUUGACCAAUCCUGGCACCAUAACAAAAGCAAAUGAAUUACUGUUUCUUCAAGUUUAUGAAUUUGAUGAAGUUAUGUUUCCAAAGAAUGCCAGGUGUUCUACUUGUGACUUAAAGAAACCAGCUCGAUCCAAGCACUGCAGUGUGUGUAACUGGUGUGUGCACCGUUUUGACCAUCACUGUGUUUGGGUGAACAACUGUAUAGGGGCCUGGAAUACCAGGUACUUCCUCAUCUACCUCUUGACAUUGACUGCAUCAGCUGCCACCAUGGCCAUUGUGAGCACCAUGUUUCUGGUCCAUCUGGUGAUAGUGUCAGAUCUAUACCAGGAAACUUACAUUGAUGACCUUGGACAUCCCCAGUCUAUGGACAUAGUCUUUCUUAUUCAGUACCUGUUCCUGACAUUUCCAAGGAUUGUCUUCUUGCUGGGCUUUGUCAUGGUGCUGAGCCUCCUUCUAGGGGGCUACCUAUGCUUUGUUCUGUACCUGGCAGCCACCAACCAGACUACAAAUGAGUGGUACAAAGGUGACUGGGCCUGGUGCCAACUCUGUCCUGUUGUGGUCAGGCCCCCAUCGGCAGAGCCCCAAGUCUACGAGAACAUUCAUUCCCAUGGGCUUUGGAGGAACCUUCGAGAGAUCUUUCUACCAACUAUUCCAUAUUCUGAGAGAAAGAAGAAAUAAGAAUGGAAAGAGUGUUACUGCCUUUUAAAUGUAGUAUACAUUUAUUUAUACAUAUGGAUACUUAUUUUCUCAGCA
Molecule: messenger RNA, 1387 nt
Organism: Sciurus carolinensis (gray squirrel)
Lineage: Eukaryota; Metazoa; Chordata; Mammalia; Rodentia; Sciuridae
Gene: Zdhhc4
Product: zinc finger DHHC-type palmitoyltransferase 4
Exons: 8
Coding region: 281-1312 (343 amino acids)
Biological process (GO): peptidyl-L-cysteine S-palmitoylation; protein targeting to membrane
Cellular component (GO): Golgi apparatus; endoplasmic reticulum
Molecular function (GO): protein-cysteine S-palmitoyltransferase activity
Source: RefSeq, a predicted model, not a curated record